AUGAGAACUUUUUCCGACUAUAACAAGGAUGAUGAAAGAACGAAACCUGUUGAUCAGGACUCCGCUUUGGAGCGCAAAAAGAGAUAUAUUUUGAGAAGUGAUGCUCAAACGGAAAUGCAGAAAGAUAAAAAUGACACUUAUUUGCGAUUUAAACAUCUGUUGAGCUUAACGGACCUUUUUCGUCAUUUUAUUGGUAUAAGGGCAAAACAGGAUAAAAACAUACAAAAACUGCUGAAAAGUGUGGAUCAGGAUCUUAAAACGAAUGGUCGAGGUAACAAGAAGAAACUGGAGUCUCCAAGGCACCGAAGAAAAACCGAAAAGGAAGAAGAUGCUGAACUUUUGGAGGAAGAAACAGACUCGACUACAAUUAUCACCGAAUCCCCCAGCUACAUCAAAUCCGGUCAGCUGCGUGACUAUCAAAUAGAUGGUCUUAACUGGCUUAUAGCGCUGCAUGAAAAUAGGUUGUCAGGAAUUUUGGCUGAUGAGAUGGGGUUGGGGAAGACACUACAGACAAUUUCGUUUCUGGGGUAUCUACGUUACGUGAAAAACGUCGACGGCCCUUUCAUUGUUAUAGUACCGAAAUCAACGCUGGAUAAUUGGCAAAGAGAGUUUGCCAAAUGGACCCCGGAAGUAAAUACUGUAAUAUUGCGGGGAGAUAAAGAGGAACGACAAACAAUUAUUAAGGAAGUAAUUCUCGAGGCCAAAUUCGAUGUGCUGAUAACGUCAUAUGAGAUGGUGAUUAAGGAAAAAGCGGCUUUGAAGAGGCUAAUGUGGAGAUACAUUGUGAUUGACGAAGCACAUCGUAUCAAGAAUGAACAAAGCGCAUUAUCGCAGAUCAUUAGAUUAUUCUAUUCGAAGAAUAGACUUCUUAUUACAGGAACGCCAUUACAAAACAAUUUGCAUGAACUAUGGGCACUAUUGAAUUUUCUACUACCAGAUAUCUUCGGAGAUUCUGAGGUUUUCGACGAGUGGUUUCAACAAAACAACAGCGAUGAAGACCAAGACGUCGUAAUUUCGCAACUACAUACCGUUCUCAGCCCAUUUCUUUUAAGACGGGUGAAAUCUGAAGUUGAGACGUCGCUAUUGCCCAAGAUCGAAACCAAUCUUUACGUUGACAUGAGCGAUAUGCAAAUCCAGUGGUAUAAGAGUCUUUUGGAAAAGGAUAUAGAUGCUGUCAACGGUGCUGUCGGAAAAAGAGAAGGUAAGACAAGGCUACUUAAUAUCGUAAUGCAACUCCGAAAAUGCUGUAAUCAUCCUUAUCUUUUCGAAGGGGCAGAGCCGGGCCCGCCUUAUACGACAGACGAACAUCUCGUGUACAACGCAGGCAAGAUGGUCGUGCUCGAUAAGCUUCUGAAGAAGAAAAAGGAGCAAGGCUCCAGAGUGUUGAUCUUCAGUCAGAUGUCGCGACUACUCGAUAUUCUGGAAGACUACUGUUACUUGAGGGAUUAUGAAUAUUGCAGAAUCGAUGGUUCUACGUCUCACGAAGAUCGAGUUGAAGCAAUCGACGAUUUCAAUGACCCCCACUCCGAGAAAUUUAUUUUCCUUCUCACCACGAGGGCUGGAGGCCUCGGUAUCAAUCUUGUUACAGCUGAUACCGUUGUUCUAUACGAUUCAGACUGGAAUCCGCAAGCUGAUCUUCAAGCCAUGGAUCGAGCGCAUAGAAUAGGUCAAAAGAAGCAGGUCUAUGUUUACCGAUUUGUCACUGAGUCAGCGAUUGAGGAGAAGGUCAUAGAACGUGCGGCUCAAAAAUUGAGGUUAGAUCAGCUAGUCAUACAACAAGGAGGUGGAGAUAGAACCGCCAACCUUGGAAACUCGAAAGGCGAGCUUCUCAAUAUGAUUCAGUUUGGGGCGAAAGACGUUUUUGAAAGAAAAAGCAAGAAAUUGGCGAUGGACGACGAUAUUGAUGAUAUUCUCAAAAAAGGAGAGCAGAAGACAAGGGAGCUCAACGCCAAGUUUGAGACACUUGGCCUGGACGAUUUACAAAAGUUUAAUGGGCUGAAUGAUCAAUCUGCCUACGAGUGGAAUGGAGAAAACUUUCAAAAAAAGAUUCAGGACCAAAAGUUGGGCUGGAUAAAUCCUUCGCGCCGAGAGCGAAGAAGGGACCAAACUUAUUCGGUAGAUAACUACUAUAAGGAGGUAAUUGGUGGCUCCAGGAACUCUGUUAAAGGAUCUUCGAAGAGCAGUCCCUCACCGAGGUAUUUCAAGCCUCCAAAAGUUAUCAAUGCUCAGGAUUUUCAGUUCUUCCCCCUCGGCUUUCAGGAAUUACAAAAUAAAGAACAACUGUAUUACAAGCGGAGGGUCAAUUAUCGGGUGACGCCUUACGAUUUAGGAAUCGAAGAAGAAGAAGCUCAAACGAAUGACAUCGAGACUCGAUUGGAGGAGGAACAAUCAAAGAUAGACAAUGCUCCGGAAUUUUCCGAACAAGACGAAAUUUUAAAACAGGAACUUCUUAGCAAGGCCUUCACAAACUGGACGAAACGUGAGUUUCUGAACUUCGUAAGCGCAUGCGGUAAGUUCGGUCGACACAAUAUCAAGGAUAUUGCAAAUGUUAUUGACAGUAAAAGGUCGGAAGAAGUUCAAGCAUACUCUGACGUUUUUUGGAAGCGCUAUGAAGAAAUUAAUGGUUACGAAAAAUACCUGAAUUCAAUAGAAUCGGGAGAGAAGAAGGUUGACAGAAUCAAACUGCAACAAAAGUUACUGGAUGAGAAGAUAAAAGGUCUCAAGGCACCCCUUUACGAAAUGCCAUUUCAUUACGUGCCAAACAAUGCUAAAAGAGUAUAUGAUAUUGUCGAAGACAAGUUUUUGCUAGUAGCCGCGCAUAAGCACGGGCUUCUAUCGGAGGAACUGGGCGACAAGAUCAAACAAGACAUAAUGACUACAGAUAUCUUCCAAUUUAAUUGGUUCAUGAAAACUAGAAGCCCGAGCGAGAUUAUGAAAAGACUCAAUUCAUUGUUGGUGAUGUUGAUGAAGGAGUAUGAAACGGGUGAAAAUAGUAGAAAAAAAAGGCUAAAUCUGUCGAGGAGGCGCCAAAUGUGA
This is a messenger RNA of Lachancea mirantina, 3036 nucleotides long. NCBI's taxonomy places the organism in Eukaryota, Fungi, Ascomycota, Saccharomycetes, Saccharomycetales, Saccharomycetaceae. The record is from the annotation of a GenBank genome assembly.